Molecule: messenger RNA, 3262 nt
Organism: Drosophila ananassae
Lineage: Eukaryota; Metazoa; Arthropoda; Insecta; Diptera; Drosophilidae
Gene: loh
Product: thrombospondin type-1 domain-containing protein 4
Exons: 11
Coding region: 321-2942 (873 amino acids)
Biological process (GO): extracellular matrix organization
Cellular component (GO): extracellular matrix
Molecular function (GO): metalloendopeptidase activity
Source: RefSeq, a predicted model, not a curated record
UCCCGGGUGUUGCUGCCACUCGAUCGCGACGCGCUCUGCCUUCAACACUUCUGUUCCUCCCAAAGCCGCUUUCCCGAAAUUUCAACUCGGAUUUCAGUUCGGAUUUGAGUACCACGCGAUGAAGACGGCGGCUUCAAAUAAUCCGGAAUAAACAGUGCAGUGAUACGGGAAAUGUUACAAAAUGUUUUGCAAUAAGAAUUUUGCCCAAAAGUGAAACGGGUUAAAAAGAGAAUUUUCUGAAGCUAAAUAUUUUCCGAGUGGCAUUUAAGAAAUUAAUCUUGUUUUUGUGCUAAAUAUUCUUUGAAGUAAGCUAUUCCAAAAUGGCAAAACUAUUUUUAAUAUUCAGUAUUUUUAUCGUCACUGCAUCUAUACCCGGUAUCAUUUUCGUACAAUCGGAUUUAACCACUAAGGAACGAAUUAAGAAACAUCAAGAUUGGCUUAAGGAGCAUCGUAAACCUAAGCCAAAAAAAAUCCACUCAAAUAACUCAUUUUAUGAACUUGCAAACUUAUGGAACACUCGAAAAGACAUAUCUCUUAAGCAAAAACUAAACAGCCAUGCUGAUUAUUUAGAAAAUGAAACGACUAGCAAAUUAUCUAACAGAACCGAUGUCAUAGUAUUAAAGCCAACGAUAAUAUUAAUAAAUGGAACUAAUACAAAUAAGUCGGAGCCCCAUGUUGCUCCGGAAACAACCACAUUGCCAACGACAACUGCUGCCGCUACCACCGAAAAUGGUGAUAUCAGGACAACAUUAGCCACUCCAGAUACUGACGAGAUAUAUACCUCUCCAAGCCCUGUAAAGACCAUAACCACCAGGAAGUUGAAGAAGAAGGUUUAUCCAUAUCCAAGAUGGGAUAAGUGGAGUAACUGGAGUGACUGCUCUAGGAGUUGUGGGGGAGGUGUUAAAUAUCAGACACGUAAAUGCAUCAACAAAAAUCCAACGACAAAUAAUCUUCUUACCAGUAAUGCAUGCGUGGGGUACUACAAACGCUAUCAGCUUUGUAAUGACGAGCCCUGCGACUCUCAGUCUCCCGAUUUCAGAGCUUCUCAGUGUACGGCUUACAACGAUAUAGAGUUUCAUGGUCAUCGAUAUACAUGGGAACCGUAUAUAAAAGAUGAUGCUGAAUGUGAGCUUAAUUGCAUGCCUUCCGGUAUGAGAUCUUUUGCCACAUUAAACGAGUCGGUAAUUGAUGGAACGCCGUGCAGACACCCAGCUGAAUACUAUCGGUCGCACCUUUGGAGCCGUGCUGUUUGCGUCGACGGAGCUUGCAAGGCCGUCCAUGCCACCGGUGACAUUGAUGGAUUGUAUGCUCACAGUGGAUCUGUCAGUUGCGGGGGAUUACUAUGUCGACCUGUCACGGGGAUCUUCACCCGCGAUCCCCUUCCGGAACAUGCCUAUAUACACGUGGCUACCUUACCUGUCGGGGCCUCCAACAUUUCGAUAACUGAGCUUAAAAAUAGCAUCAAUUUGCUGGUUUUGCGUACAUCGAAGGAGGAGUCUAUAUUUAAUGGGGAGAAUACGGCGUCGGAAAGUGGAUCCUACGAGGCAGUGGGUACUACCUUCGAUUACCACCGAAUCGAUGGGGCUCAAGACAGUAUGGGUGUGACCGAGUGGAUAACAAGUAUUGGACCUAUCAGGGAUUCCCUACAACUUAUGGUUUAUACAAAAACCCCGAAUAAUACGGGCAUUAAGUACGAGUAUAUGUUGCCUAUUAUUUCUGAAUCGGAGGAGAACGAGAUGUCCUUGGAGAGUAGUGAUGGCCUUCUGAGAUCCGGAGUCGAGGACACCAGUUCGUCGAGCAGCUCUCGGCCACUUCGCAAGCGGGUCUUCAACUGGAAAGUGGUGGGUUUCAGUGGCUGCACCAAGUCCUGCGGUGGUGGCACCCAAACCCCCAUCAUUCGUUGCAUUCGUAAAAAUCCAUUGCGGUAUUACUCGCAACGUCGUUGCACGCAUUCCGUGAAACCGGUGUUGAAUGAAAACCUACUGCAUUGCAACACGCAACCCUGUCCGGCGUACUGGAGGGUGGACGAGUGGGGUGAGUGCCGUUGUCAGACCAACAUGCGGCGGCGAGAGGUAAGCUGCGUCCAGGAACUGGCCUCCGGCCUGGUCAUCCAUGUCGACAAGUCAGCCUGCAUGGAAGAGCAUCCUCCCACGCAGAAGCAGUGCGAAUGUCCUAAGAGCCGUCGUCGUAAUUUGGCCAGAUAUCGUCUGCCCUCAGGAGCGACCAUCUCCUCCGGCACUCAUAACGUUACACAAAUCAAACGAAGAUCGGACUCUGGAGCCAUCUGGCUGAUGUCCGAGUGGAAUCAGUACUGUUCCUCCGCUUGUGGUCCUGGGGUGGAGCAUCGUACCGUGUUUUGUGAUCGCUCUAAGGCAGGAGAGGACCGUUGUGAUCCCAGUACCACGCCGGAGAGUCGACGAGCCUGCGAGAAGUCCACCUGUGAGGUGGGCGACUGGUUCGCAGGGCCUUGGUCCCCCUGUAAUGGCGAUUGCUUCGAUCUGACUCGCAGUCGAGAGGUAUUGUGCAUUAAAAACUUGUUGAUCACGGAACCGAAGGAGUGCAAAAAGGAGUUGAAGCCACAGUCUGUGGAAAAGUGCUCCCACGAGGAGGUGGAAUACUGUGCUGCCCGUUGGCAUUAUGCAGAGUGGUCAGAGUGUACAAAAUCCUGCGGAGGAGGCACCCAGAGACGCAGUGUGAAGUGUCUGGACUAUGACAUAAAAUUAAACAUCCUGCGAGAAUCGAACCAAUGUCGUUAUGCGGCAAGAGAUCCCAUAUAUCGUAAUUGCAACACUGAAUCAUGUGAAGAAGAAAUGCAGAAAACUGAGCCUGCCGUCACCUGUUCCGAUAAAUUCCAAAACUGCCAAUGGGCUGCGCAAGCCAAGCUCUGCAGCUACGACUAUUAUCGAGAGAACUGCUGUACUUCCUGUACAGGUGGCACUUGAAAUGAUGCACUUUUAUAUUUAAAACUUUAUAAAAAGCAUACUUAAUUUAUAAACCGUCUUUUUAAUCAUAAUGCAGAAUAACUUUUUGAAUCAAGUUCUUUUUUACUUGAAUAUGAUAUUUUGCUAACAUUUCAUUUCUGACACUAAAGCUCAAAAUAAAGCUUGCAGGGAAUUGCAAAAAAAAAAUAUUCAAAAAUUAAUACACAUCAAUAACAAUUACUAAAUUCAACUAGCUGGAGACUAAAAAAAUAGAAAUUAGAAAAAUUUAUACCUAUUCUUAUACCUAUAAUUAACAUUAAGAAACGAAUCGUGAUGUAAGA